AGGAGGGGACGGACUAAGCAGCAGCAGCAGCAGCAGCAGCCUCUACUAGUACUACUGCCUCUUCCUCUUAUUCAGAGAUGAAAGCCAGGCCCCUCUUGUCUUAGCUUUUCUUUGUUUUUGUCCCUCCCCUUCUCUCUCUCUCUCUCACCCACACACACAUACAAUUUGAAUUGAAGAACUCAGGCAGAAGGAAGGACUUGUUCGUGAAAUCGUCCAACAUCUUACUGCAAAGGUAAACAAGACAUGGAUAUAUACGAAGAAAUCGGAUUCGCAGGGAGCUUCGGCUUCCCGCCUGUCCCCCUCCCGCAACCGGCGUGCGAUCAAACGAUUGCGAAUGAAGGGGAGGUCCUCCCGGACGAUGAUGACAGCGAGGAGGAGAUUGAUGUCGAUGAGCUCGAGCGCAGGAUGUGGAGGGAUCGCAUCAGGUUGAGACGGCUCAAGGAGCAAAAUAAAGCCAAAGAUAGCGGCGACAUCGCCAAACAGAGGCAAUCGCAGGAACAAGCUAGGCGGAAGAAGAUGUCCAGGGCGCAGGAUGGAAUUCUCAAGUACAUGCUUAAGAUGAUGGAGGUGUGCAAAGCCCAGGGAUUCGUCUACGGAAUCAUCCCUGAGAAGGGCAAGCCCGUCAGCGGCGCCUCCGAUAACCUUCGUGCCUGGUGGAAGGAGAAGGUGAGGUUCGAUCGCAACGGCCCCGCUGCAAUCGCCAAGUAUCAGGCGGAAAACGCCAUUCCAGGUUGCAUGGAGGAGAAUUCAGGCAUGAUUUCGACGCCGCAGACGCUUCAAGAACUUCAAGACACAACCUUGGGGUCUCUGUUAUCGGCCCUUAUGCAGCACUGCGAGCCUCCGCAGAGGCGUUUCCCUCUCGAGAAAGGUGUGGCUCCCCCUUGGUGGCCAACGGGCAUGGAGGAUUGGUGGCCUCAAUUGGGGCUCCCAAAGGACCAGGGGCCCCCUCCAUACAAGAAGCCUCACGAUCUGAAGAAGGCAUGGAAGGUGAGCGUGCUCACCGCCGUGAUCAAACACAUCUCCCCUGACAUCGACAAGAUACGGAGGCUGGUGCGGCAGUCCAAGUGCCUUCAGGACAAGAUGACGGCCAAGGAGAGUUCGACGUGGUCGGCAGUCGUCAACCAUGAGGAACUGCUCGCUCGCCAGAUGAACCCAGAUGCGUGCCUUCCCCUAUCAUCCUUGAGCGGGAAUGGGACUAUCGCAUGCAACGGAAGCAGUGAGUAUGAUGUUGAUGGCUAUGAUGAUGAUGAUGCUAACAUGGAAUUUCUGGAUCGUAAACCGGAGCUCUUCCACCCGGGCGUCGCGGGAGAGCGGAUUAUUCCAUCAAUGAACGCGGAAACCGCUUCCGACUGUGUCCGCAAGAGGAAGUUCCCAGCCGAGCAGCUGAUGAUGGAAAGCAAGGCGUACAUUCGGGACAAUAUCGAGUCCCCCUGUCAUGAUUGCCAGAUGGGGUUCGCGAGCAAGAGCACGAGAAACAACCAUGGGUCCAACUGCUUUUAUUCCUCAAAUUUUCCUCAGGGAAUCACUCUGCCUGCUGUGGUGGCUAAUGAUGAAAAGCCUAUUUUCUGCUUGCCGGUUGCGGAAGGGAAGCAGCCGCAGGAGCCAAACCUGUCUGUUGCUGUGAGUGCGAACCGGACGGCCGGUUAUGCGUCCAGAAAGCAGGCAAAUAUGCAGGUCGGAGCGGCUUCGUCCCCAAUUCCUCCGAACCCCCCUUCUCAGAGUCUGGUGGAUCACAACCCAGGCCCUUUAACAGGGUUGGGCAUACCGGUCGAUGGGCACAAAUCGAUCAACGAUCUCUUUGCAUUAUAUGAGCAGCAGAGAAAGGUCAUCAGUCGUCCAAGUGUUCAUGAAGGGCGAAAUGAAGGCCCCAGUCCCCUUCUUGCAAACGUUUUCGAUGAGCAGAGUUGUGGGAUGAGUAUGGCGUUGGAGCAAUGUAAGAUGUUUGCCCAUGGCUUUGACGACAACCAACAGGAUGUGAAUCCCGGUUACAAGUUUGGGUCGGCGUUCUUCCCCAUGGAGUUCGAUUCGUUCUCCCGGGGACCAGUGCUGCAUAAGCUGGGCACAACACAUUGGUUUGCCUGAGCAUACUGGAGCUCGUGCUGCAAACUGUCUUUCACGAGGCCCCUUUUACGAGAGAUGAUGGUAGUGGUAUUACUCUCAUGGCCAAAUUAUUGACUGGCUGUCUAUGAUCGGUGAUCAGAUACUGCAAAUGCUUGACCAAUUUUCUGUGGAAGAGGCCUUGCUUGUAUUUAACUAUGUUACAGGUAGCGGGUUGUAGUUCUUUACUGGUGUCUAAUUUAAGAUACGUAGAUGUAGAGGCAGAGGCCCUCUUUUCUUCGCUCUGCUUUAAGAUGUAUUGAUGAACAUUAAUAAAAUGAAAAUAUCUUUA
Molecule: messenger RNA, 2389 nt
Organism: Nymphaea colorata (pocket water lily)
Lineage: Eukaryota; Viridiplantae; Streptophyta; Magnoliopsida; Nymphaeales; Nymphaeaceae
Product: ETHYLENE INSENSITIVE 3-like 1 protein
Exons: 2
Coding region: 244-2082 (612 amino acids)
Cellular component (GO): nucleus
Molecular function (GO): DNA binding; DNA-binding transcription factor activity
Source: RefSeq, a predicted model, not a curated record